UAACACCACCACACUCUCACUAAUCCUCCCUCUCUUCUCAAAUCAAUCCACCCCCAAAUCCUCGUCUCUCUCUCUCUCUCUCUCUAGAUCGAUCGAUUGAUCGGAGCAACUCAGUGAGUCGGAGUGGCGAUGGCGGUGCCGGACAACCUGAGCAGGGACCAGUACGUGUACUUAGCGAAGCUAGCCGAGCAGGCCGAGCGGUACGAGGAGAUGGUCCAGUUCAUGCAGAAGCUGGUCAUCGGCUCGACGCCGGCCGCCGAGCUCACCGUUGAGGAGCGGAACCUCCUCUCCGUGGCCUACAAGAACGUGAUCGGCUCGCUCCGGGCGGCCUGGCGCAUCGUAUCCUCCAUCGAGCAGAAGGAGGAGGGGCGGAAGAACGAGGACCACGUCGUGCUCGUCAAGGAGUACAGAUCCAAGGUCGAGAACGAGCUUUCCGACGUCUGCGCCAGCAUACUCAGCCUCCUCGACUCGAAUCUGAUUCCGUCAGCCGCCGCGAGCGAGUCCAAGGUGUUCUACCUGAAGAUGAAGGGGGAUUACCACCGGUACAUGGCCGAGUUCAAGGCCGGCGACGAGAGGAAGGCCGCCGCUGAGGAUACUAUGAUCGCUUACAAGGCGGCUCAGGAUAUCGCUCAAGCGGAUCUGGCUUCAACCCAUCCGAUAAGGCUGGGUUUGGCACUCAACUUCUCUGUGUUCUAUUAUGAGAUCCUCAAUCAGUCUGAUAAAGCUUGCAGCAUGGCCAAACAGGCAUUCGAGGAGGCAAUUGCUGAGCUGGAUACUUUGGGUGAAGAAUCAUACAAGGACAGCACUCUCAUCAUGCAGCUGCUCAGGGAUAAUCUCACCCUCUGGACUUCUGAUGUGCAGGACCAAUUGGAUGAGCCCUAGAAGAUGUGGUGUUAGCUCGACGGAAAUUUGUAACUUUGUUCUGGGAGGAGGUGGGCUGUGAAUGUCAUUUGUCGGUACCAAUUUAAAGCGUGCAUCAGUGACAUGUUCUCUUUAUUUUUAGAUUAUCAAGUCCUUUUCCUGUUUCCAAAGUGAAUUGGAGAACUUUUACUUGGGUUUGUUAAUGCGCUUCUCACUACUUUAGUUGGUUUUCACUCGAUUG
This is a messenger RNA of Rhodamnia argentea, 1102 nucleotides long. RefSeq names its product 14-3-3-like protein B. Gene Ontology annotation, cellular component: cytoplasm. Lineage: Eukaryota; Viridiplantae; Streptophyta; Magnoliopsida; Myrtales; Myrtaceae. The coding region runs from base 130 to 882 and encodes 250 amino acids. The transcript is spliced from 4 exons. Gene Ontology annotation, biological process: signal transduction. The record is from RefSeq and is a predicted model, not a curated record.